AUGCAGCCCAAACGCUGCCUCUUCUCUCCGGCCCACGCCCUCUAUCGAGUUUUCCUCUCACCUCUCGACAACCCAUCCACAACGGCAGCGCAUCGCAACACAUUCUUCCUCCGCCCAGCUACCUACCACCUCUCCCCGCGGCUCUUCACAACCACGGCGCGCCUCGCCCGCAUCGGCCACAAGGGUCCCCAAGUCAAGACGCCCAAACCAAAGACUUUCCGGUUUCCGUCCGAUUUCGCUAUUCCGUUUAAAUACGUCCGCGUCGCCAGCCCCGAUGGAUUACUGUCGGAGCCCCAGCGCUUGCGCGAUGUUAUGGGUCAGCUUGAUUUGAGCAAGUACAAGUUGCAGAUGGUUGCGCCGCCGCCGCAGCCGAAGAGCACUGCUGAGGCCGCGGAGGAGGGGAAUGAGGAAGAGGAGGGGGUGAUGAACCCUCUCGAGCCCAACUCCCGUCCCGCUCCUGCUGAGGAAGCCAGCUGGGACACAAUUCCCACCACAGAAGAAACCUGGGCCUCGUCCUCGUACACCACCAGUAGCUCCUCCUCCUCCUCCCUCGACGCCUUCUCCGCCGACCCCUUCGCACGCCCCGACCCCCCCGCGCCCAUCUGUCGUAUAAUGGAUAAGCACGCCGCAGCCGCAAAGCUAGAGCAACAAAUGAAGGAAGCGCGGAAGAAAUCGGUCGCCUUCAAAGAACUCGAACUUAACUGGGCCAUUGCCGAGAAUGACCUGGGGUAUAAGCUGAAGCAGCUGAGGAAAUUCUUUGAGAAAGGCAUGAAAGUUGAGAUCAUGCUGGCGAAGAAGCGGCAGGGCAGGGCAGCGAGUAGGGAGGAGGGGGAUGCGUUGUUGGAGAGGUUGAGGGAGGCGGCUAGGGAGGUGGAGGCGAAGGAGACGAAAUGUGAGGGGAAGUUUCCGGGGGUGGUAAGAGUUACGUUUGAGGGGAAAGAGAAAUAA
Molecule: messenger RNA, 948 nt
Organism: Pseudomassariella vexata
Lineage: Eukaryota; Fungi; Ascomycota; Sordariomycetes; Amphisphaeriales; Pseudomassariaceae
Exons: 1
Coding region: 1-948 (315 amino acids)
Biological process (GO): mitochondrial translational initiation; ribosome disassembly
Cellular component (GO): mitochondrion
Molecular function (GO): ribosome binding; translation initiation factor activity
Source: RefSeq, a predicted model, not a curated record